Messenger RNA from Brassica napus (rape), 4373 nucleotides. RefSeq names its product receptor like protein 23-like. Lineage: Eukaryota; Viridiplantae; Streptophyta; Magnoliopsida; Brassicales; Brassicaceae. Gene Ontology annotation, molecular function: protein binding. The coding region runs from base 1260 to 3893 and encodes 877 amino acids. The record is from RefSeq and is a predicted model, not a curated record. The transcript has a single exon.
UUAUAUGAUACUUUUAUAUAUAAAUCAUUAACUACUCGACCAAUCAUGUUAUUAAUUGCAUUUAUGAAAACAUACUACUUCCGUAGAAAUUGCUUCUAUAGCAAAUUGUUACCGUUUUGUUAUCAGCUUUAUCAAUCGAGGCGUAGAAAACAUAGAAAACCUCUUAAGUUAAAACAAAACAUAAUUACUACAAACAAAGCUACAAUAUGACCGGGUCGGAAAUGGAAAACAAUGAGCAUAUUUGUAAGCUUAUUGCGGAGAUUUUGACAGAAAAAAAGAUAUUGCAGUUUUGACAAAAAAUGAUUUUCACGAUUUCAAAGCUUUUAUUUGUAAUUCUUGUGGGUUUUAUCCAAGCAUAGUAGAUCUGUAACACAAACUAUAAAAAAGCAAUAGUUUAUUUUGAUUUUUUGCAAGUUUUUUCAACUCAACGAGUUGAAAAAGAAAACUAAGCUAUUAUGCAAACAAACAAAAAAAUCCUUCAAUACAACAAGUGUCGACGAAAAAAUAAAUUAACAAUAAGUUGUCCAAAAAUCCCGAAAAACCUCAAACGGCACUUCCUUUGAAAAGAAUGAAUUAAUAUUAAGUUUUUUUUUUUGGGCAACGAAUUAAUAUUAAGUUAUUAAAAUAUUCAACAGAUAUUUCAAGCACAACGUGAUCACUUUGAUAAAAUAAACUAGGAGCUAGACCAUAACGUGUUCACUUUGUCAUAGUUACUACUGACUUAAUGUUUCAAAACGCUCUUAGUCAAAAUUACCAUGUUUUUUCGCACAAAUAUAAACGAGACUGUCAAAGAAUCAAAGAUGAAGAAUCAGAGGAUUCUAUUUCUCCACACUAUACUACAUUACACAUACCACGAACGAUUCCGUUCCUUUAGCUGAUGAAUUUUCAUAGUUCAGGAUCGUGCUUGGUUCGGUUUAAUGAUAUUUUGUUAGCUAAACCAUAAUGUGUACGUAAUCAUUUUGACAACCACUUUGAAACCUGACAAUUCACAAACAAACAAUACUCAUUAAAACUUGUCUAUCGUUAUACUAACUUGACUUCUGUAACUUUGAACAUUUAAUGUGAGAAAUUUCAAUGUGAUGUCAUUCUAAAUCCAAAUUUCACGUUAGAAAUUGAGUGGCUCUUAGACAUUCUUCUUUACAAGAUACCUCAAACUUCUUCUUAGUAGACUUUUAUUCCAAUGCAAAACCACAUAUCUCUAUUUAUACCAGUUUGUUUUCUUUCACAUUUCUUUAAAACAAAUUUCUUUAAAAGAUCUUAUGGCCACCAUGUCAGAAUGGCUUGUGCGUUUGCAUUUUCUCUCGCUACUCUUGCUAUGUUGUGUCUCCCCUUCAAGCUGCGCCACUAUAAAAUUCAUUACAAGGGAUCCUCUUGUUGGUCUUGUCGGUUGUCAUCCCCACCAGAUUAAAGUCUUUACGCAGUUCAAGAACGAGUUUGAUGCCCGCCGUUGCAACCACAACUAUAACGGAAUAUGGUGCGAUAACUCGACAGGUGCAGUCACGAAGCUACGACUCAGGGCCUGUCUCACCGGAACUCUAAAGUCCAACAGUAGCCUCUUCCAGUUUCAUCAUCUUCGUUUUCUUGAUCUCUCUCACAACAACUUUGCCUCCUCUUCACUCCCUUCCGAGUUUGGAAAUCUCACCAAAUUAGAGGUUUUAUCUCUUUCCUUUAAUGGCCUCACCGGCCAAGUUCCUUCCUCAUUUAGUAACCUAAGCAUGCUUUCUAAACUAGACCUUUCCCAAAACGAUCUCACUGGUAGUUUCCCACUUGUGAGUAAUCUAAACAAGCUCACAGUCUUAGACCUUUCUCAUAACCACUUCUCAGGAGCUUUGUACCCCAACAAUAGCCUCUUUGAGUUGCACCACCUCCUUUAUCUUAAUCUAGCUUUCAACAACUUUAAUUCAUCUAUCCCUUAUGAAUUUAGCAAUCUCAACCAAUUAAAAGCCCUUUCUCUUUCCUCCAAUGGCUUUAGCGGUCAAGUUCCUUCCAUAUUUAGUAACCUAACCCGGUUAACUUUGUUGUACCUCGACCGAAACAAGCUAAUUGGUAGCAUCCCACUUUUACAAAAUCUAACCAUGCUCUCUGUUCUAAAUCUUUAUGAGAAUCACUUCUCUGGAACCAUUCCUUCUUAUCUCCUCACUAUGCCAUCCUUGACAUAUCUUGAUGUGCGUGGAAAUGACCUCACCGUUUCCAUUGAAUUUGAUAACUCAUCCACCCCAUCUAGGCUCCAAUACAUGUACCUUGGGCAUAACCAUUUUGAAGGAAACAUCAUAGAGCCUAUCUCAAAGCUCAUCAACCUCACACACCUUGACCUUUCUUUCCUAAACACAAGCUACCCAAUCGACUUAAACCUCUUCUCCUCUCUCAAAUCUUUGUUACACCUUGAUCUUUCUGGUAACAGUAUAUCUCCAGCCAGCUUACGUUCAGAUUCAAACAUCCCAUUGACUUUAGCAAUGGUGUUCUUCAAGCAUUGUGGAAUCAAGGAGUUCCCAAACAUGUUGAAAAAACUUCAUAGCAUGCAGUUUAUAGACCUAUCCAACAAUAGAAUCAGUGGGAAACUCCCUGAGUGGUUAUGGAGCCUUCCUCAACUGGGUACCCUAAACGUUGUAAACAACUCUUUCAACGGCUUUGAAGGCUCAUCAGAAGCUUUAGUCAAUUCAUCAGUGCGGAUAUUACUUUUGGAGUCAAACAAUUUCGAAGGAGCACUUCCAAAUCUACCACUCUCCAUCACUGUCUUCUCCGCGGGUACUAAUAACUUCACAGGGGAGAUACCUCUCUUAAUCUGCAACAGGAGUUCGCUCACCGUCCUUGAUCUAAACUACAACAACUUCACCGGUUCAAUUCCUCAGUGUGUGAGUAACUUCACUUUCGUGAAUCUCCGGAAGAACAACUUGGAAGGAAGUCUUCCAGACAUGUUCUGUGUUAGUGCCUCGCUUCGGACGCUUGACGUUGGCUACAAUCAACUAACCGGAAAGCUACCAAGGUCGCUUCGAAACUGCUCCUCUCUAAAGUUUCUAAGUGUUGACAACAACAAUAUCAAAGACAUGUUUCCCUUCUGGCUCAAGGCUUUACCGAACUUACAAGUGCUUACUCUCAGUUCAAACAAGUUCUACGGUUCGAUAUCUCCUCCUAAUCAAGGUCCUCUCGGGUUUCAGGAGCUACGAAUAUUAGAAAUAUCUGAUAACAAGUUUACCGGAAGCUUGCCACCACGAUAUUUUGAGAACUGGAAAGCAUCAUCAUCAUCAUCCACAGGGAAAGAAGAUGGGAGUUUAUACAUGGUGUAUGAGAAGAAUCCAUACGGCUUGAUUGCAUAUACCUUCACAGAUCAUAUAGAUUUGCAGUACAAAGGUUUGCGUAUGGAGCAAGCGAACGUCCUCACUUCGUAUUGUGCUAUUGACUUUUCAAGAAAUCUACUGGAAGGACAAAUUCCUGAAUCCAUUGGUCUUUUAAAGUCGCUGAUUGCACUCAAUCUAUCGAGCAACGCCUUCACAGGCCAUAUUCCUGAAUCGUUGGCUGAUCUUAAGGCUCUUGAGUCUCUAGAUAUGUCCAGCAACAAACUCUCUGGAAGUAUUCCUAAUGGACUCGGGAGCGUGUCGUUUUUAUCGUACAUAAAUGUGUCUCACAACCAACUCAAAGGUGAAAUACCGCAAGGAACACAAAUUACUGGGCAGCCUAAAUCUUCAUUUGAAGGGAACGCAGGGCUUUGUGGUCUUCCUCUUGAAGAAAGUUGCUUCGACACUAGUGAUGAACCUCAACCACAAAAAGAAGAAGAGCAAGACCAAGAAGAAGAAGAAGAAGCGUUGAACUUGAAAGCAGUGGCGAUAGGGUGUGGACCAGGAGUGUUGCUUGGAUGGGCUAUAGCACACAAGUCGUAUCAUUUGUUCGUCCGUUGAUCGACUAUCUAUUAGGAAGAUUAGGCCUGUUCGUUUAACAAACGCAAGCGACAGCGGCAGCGGUUCAAAAUAACAGCUAUGAUCACGGCAAAUACAUCACAGUCGCGGCAAAAAGAUUUUCGUUUUCAGUCACUACAGCAAGUAAUAACAGGCAGAUGAGAUGCUAGAAAUAACAGCGGCAGCGGCAACUCCGCUUUCCUGUCUCUAAUCGAUCCUUGGCGUCUGAAACUAGAAAUAACAGCAGCAGUGGCAAUUCCAGUUUACUUCCAUCGUAGCUUUAUUUAUUGCCGUUGACUGACGCUAGUUGCUGAGUUUUUAAAACGAACAUGCAUAUUGUGUCAAGUAUGGAUACAUCUAUUUACCAGAUAUGACAAGUCAUUAAUCAUAAACUCGAGCUAUGUUUUAUUUUUUCUUACAGAACACCUGUUUAUUAUCUAGAGCUCUUUGAUUUAGUGAAAUUUCUCGUGAUUUUUGCAGAUA